AUGGCAUUUGUGCAGGCAAUUGGAUCCGCUGCUAUCGCUCUCGAAUUCGCACGCAACUGUGAAAAAAUUAAAUUAUUCAGAAGAAAUUCACAGUGUAAGGAUACAGUUGAAUUUGGCCAGAAAAGGGCUCGACUCUUCCUUGACAAGCUGGAAAGUGGGAACGAGGCUCACUCGGCUGUGAAUCGGCAUAACAAUAGAGUAGGAAGGGAGGUAAUUAUGCAUGAAUAAUGUUGCGUUAUGAAAACGCAUAAUUCAAUAAAAUUCUUGAGUACACGCUGUAUUAUCACAACGGAUUAUACCACAGAGUAGCAUAGUUUCCUGCUGUCCAUAUUUAGCAGUGGUACGAGCUUGCAUAGCUUAUCCAGGUUUAAUUCAUUUGAUUCGCUGGACCGGGUGAAAUACGGUUUUGCGUACGUAUGUGUUGCUCAAAUAGUUGCUCGUUAGUUUCGCUUCCUAAAGGUAUCUUCUGAUUUAUCGAAUUAACCUUUUGCGCAUUUUUAUGAUAGCUCUACUGCAACACCAAAACGUCUUUUUAUAUGUGUUUAACCCAUGUGUUAAGGUGAUGUUACACGAGACGAUUCGCAACGAUGAUUUUUAGCGCAACGCGGCGUUGCAACAUUGUUUCGAAGUUUCGAAGAAUGUUUAGAACAUUGUUCCAACAAAUCGUCGACGCGAAUCGUCCAGUGUAACAUCAAGUUUAGGUAGAUGCUUGGUCUACAUCGACCAAACUUUUGAUAAGGAAUAUUAUACUUACAAUUUCUUUAAAAGAAUUGCUUUCAUCAUUGGCAGCAUCUUAUCCUAUUUAAUGAGGCACUUGGCUUGAACAACGCGGACUUUACCUUACUUUACCUUUCGGCGUUCAUUUCUUACACUUCUUUCUAUGUGCAGGUUAUUCGAGCGCUUGCAGGCCGCAUGAAUCUUAAGUGGAAACGUCCGGGGAUACUGCGAUUUGAAGUCGUUGGGGCAAAGCUUAAGGAGAAAUACCUUAAUGCCACUCGAGUGUGGUUCGUGAAUAACACACUUCAGGAGCGAGAUGAGCAUGAUCAGUUCAGAGCCAUCUCACGUGACGACAACAGCCUGGUCUAUCUCGACCCCUCCCCAGACUACUGUGUACCAAACGACACCCUGGGCACACUGGGAAUGCUGGGAAGAACAUGCAAGCAUUACGACGCCCAAGAAACCAGAUGUCAGUCUUUCAUCGAUAAGUGCAACUCUUGCAAACUGAAAUAUAAAACGGUAGCGUACGAAGUCGAGGAAUAUAGAUGCAAUUGCAAGUUUCAUUGGUGCUGCUAUGUUAAGUGCAAAACAUGCAAAAGAGUGCCUUACAUAACCACUUGCACUGAAAAUGCAAAAUUUAUGGGGUAUUACUGA
Molecule: messenger RNA, 1371 nt
Organism: Porites evermanni
Lineage: Eukaryota; Metazoa; Cnidaria; Anthozoa; Scleractinia; Poritidae
Source: the annotation of a GenBank genome assembly